Messenger RNA from Sipha flava (yellow sugarcane aphid), 1351 nucleotides. RefSeq lists its product as uncharacterized. The transcript is spliced from 3 exons. The record is from RefSeq and is a predicted model, not a curated record. Lineage: Eukaryota; Metazoa; Arthropoda; Insecta; Hemiptera; Aphididae. Bases 181 to 1191 code for a protein of 336 amino acids.
AUACCCGCGGCGGAUCCGGCACAGUGUUUAUUUUGGGCUCGCCCCAGUGGUCGGCUAAAGAUCUGUACGUCACAAGUGGUAACACAACGCGUUCCAUCGCACCAGCGUCCGAGGGUCGGGUUUCACGUGUAGCACGUCAUUUCGUACACGCAGCGGCAUCGUCACCGUCGCCGAAACACGAUGUUGCUAAUGAAAUCACUGUUAGUAGCGAUUGUAUCAACGUCACUUGUUGUUGGUUUGCCGACCCCGGUACCGGACAAAUCAUUACAGCCUGUUCAACGUCAAAAGAAACACGCCGACAGUGGCUAUGGCUCGGAUGUAGUUGGUUAUGAUUCUCAUCAUUAUGAAAAACCUAAAGGACAUUGGGAAAAGAAGUUAGCCUGGAAAGAGGAAUGGAAGCAAGAAUGGAAAACAGUCAAGCAAGAAGUGUGGAAGACUACAGUGGAAAAAGUUAAGGUUCCUAUAUGGAAAGAAAUCAAAGUCCCCAUCUGGAAAGAAAUAAAAGUACCUGACUGGAAAGUCAUUCAGACUCCAGUGUGGAAAGAAAUCAAAGUGCCUGUAUGGAAGGAAGUGAAAGUACCCGAUUGGAAAGUAAUCCAAGUGCCUGCAUGGAAAGAGAUUCAAGUACCCGUGUGGAAAGAGAUUCAAGUACCUGAAUGGAAAAAGACUUACGUACCAGAAUGGGUUAAAGAAUUCGUGCCCGGUUCAAAACAACUAGGCAAAGACCAUCAUGGGUGGGAAUAUGUAGCCCAUGAUUUAUGGAAGAAAAAGCUCAUAUGGAAACCGAUAUGGAAUAAGGUAUGGAAAACUGAGAAGAAACAAGAAUGGGUGACCGAAAAGAAACAAAUAUGGAAGGAAGAAAAAGUACAAGUAUGGAGGACGGAAAAGAAAGAAGAAUGGAUUGUUGAAAAGAAACAAGAGUGGAAAGAAGAAAAGGUGCAAAUAUGGAGGACAGAAAAGAAAGAAGAAUGGGUUACUGAGAAAAAACUCGAGUACAAAACUGAGUGGAAAGAACAUAAAGUUCCCGCUUGGAAAGAGAUCCAAGUGCCCACUUGGAAAAAAGUCUAUAAGCCAGUAUGGGAAAAGGUUUGGGUGGAAGACCAUCAUGACCAUCAUGAAUCUAGUGGUGGAUAUGAUAGUCAUCACGAUAGUUUCAGCAGUGAUGAUGGCUAUGGUUACCAUAAAAAAUGAAUGACAUGAUGCCAUGUUCGCUGUAAAUCCUUCAAAAGUUACCUCUCCAGUCAAUUUUUUUAUUACACCUUAUUGUAAAUAAUUUUCGUUAGUUUAAGUACUUUCUUCUUGAUGUGUUUUUUAUAGAUUUUUUUAAAAAUAUAAUAAUGACAACAUGAUA